Messenger RNA from Oryza sativa Japonica Group (Japanese rice), 3452 nucleotides. RefSeq lists its product as uncharacterized. The record is from RefSeq and is a predicted model, not a curated record. Lineage: Eukaryota; Viridiplantae; Streptophyta; Magnoliopsida; Poales; Poaceae.
AACGGUUUUGGAGGGCGGUUUUGCUGACGUGGCGCUGACAUGGCGGUGUUGACCCGGUCUUUAUCCAAUAUGACGCUUAUAUGGCAUUAAAAUUAAAAAAAAUAUAUGUAGAACCCAUCUGUCAUUCACACACACAAAAUAAUUGUGAGCCCACAUGUCAUCCUUUAUUCCUCCUCCCUCUCUCUCCCUUCUCUCUCUUCUCUCCCCCUUUUCUCUUCCCCACCGGAUCGGCAGCGGCGGCGUGCAGGCGACCACCUCCAGCUCCGCGCCAUCUCCAUGUCAUCGUCGUCGUCUGUGUCCCCUUCCCCCCCUUUCGCUACGCCGCCUCUCUCCUCUCCCUUCUCGGACGGCGGCGGCGCUUCGGCAGUACAGGACCGCAGGCUCCCGCCGCCGGCCGCCGUGGACGCCGCCUCAUCGCCUCCGCUCGCCGGCGGACGAAACAACCCCACGAGCGUAUCGUAGCUGACGCUUCGUCUUGACGCCGUCGACGACGACGAUGGCGUCACUCUUCCCGACGCCCAUCUCGCGAACCCGAAAUCGCCCACCUUGGCGCGCAGCGACGACGUGAGCAGCACGUUGGAAGAGGCUUGUCGGCCCCCUCUCUCUCCCGGCGGCCAUGGACGGCGAGGGGGAGCACUGCGCGGCACGUCCCCCCGGUGGUGGAGGAGGCGACGGGGUCCGGCGUUGGGAGAGGGCUCGAGCUCUUGCUGCUGCUGCCACCAUGGUGAUUCCGCUGCUGCUGCGCUGCUGCUCUUGUUGGCCAUGUCCACUGGCUCAGCGGCGGGCAGAUGGGGCGUUCUGCGUGUUCAAGCCCGACCAGAGUCCGGCGGCGAUGCAGAAGGCAAUUGACUACGCGUGUUGGCGCAGCGCCGACUGCACCCAGAUCAUGCAGUCCGGAGCGUGCUACCAGCCCAGCACCAUCGGCGGCGGGGGCGAAAUCCUCCGGCGCAGACGCGAGCAGACGGCGCACGACGGGGCCGAGCGGACGGCGCGCGGUGGGGCCGAGAUGUUGGCGGCGAUGGCGGGGUGGUCGACGAGGAGGACGACGACUGAGGAGGCGGGUCCGGGAGCCAACGCUGUCGUCGUCGGGCCCAGCAGCUGCAAGCAACGCCCUCGUCAUCGGGCCCUCGCCGCCGCGCCCUUGCCGCCGAACGCCGCCGUCGCUAGCACCGAGAAGAAGAAAGGAGGAGAGAGAUGUUAGAGGGAGAGGAUGACUAGGCUGCCAUAUGUACGCCACGUCAGCGAAAACCACCCUUAAAAUAACCGAGAGAGUUAUUUUAGACGAUUUUAAUAAUUCGAGAAAUCAUCAUAUCUGGUUUUGUGAUUUAGGGAUACGAGUCAGAUUGGACGUAUAUUUAAGAGAGUCAAAUUAGACUUUUUCCCUUCUUUAAUUAACAAUUGAGUUUGACAAUCGAAAUAAAUUAAAUGCACUGACAUAUGCCCUCUCCAUAUAGUUUUUCUUUCAGGCCCCUUUUUUUUCAGGGAGUUCUUUAACAGUUACUGUUAACAAUCUCUAACAACUUCUCCAAUCGAAAUAAAUUAAAUUCACUUACAUGUAGACAUAUUAAACAUGCCCUUCCCAAAGUGUGCAUCUCUUGUGCUGACACUACAGUCCUAUUAUACAGUAUAGGCACCUAGCUGAUCAUUAGUUUUGAUCACAGAAUACGAAUUUAACGCAGAGUGGAUUAAUUAGCCUCAGUUUACGAUUAGAGUAAAGGUUUGGUAGGGGAGCAGGUAAUGGAUUGAUUGCAGGGUUGGGAUUUGACCAGGAUAAACCUCACGCAAACGGCAGAUGCUUGCAUCGAUGAAGUCCAUCGUCAGAUAUAUAUCGUUAAGAUCAGACAUUAGUCCAAAAUAUAGCAGAUAAUCUGUCUAAAUGGACGUGAUGCUGUUUUUAUGAACAGAUUAAGCUAGCCACAAAGGAAGAUAUUAAGGUCAACUAUGUAUCACAGCAGUUAAGAAGUUGUGGGAGAGGUGAGAAAAAUGUUGCUUCUAAGGAAGAAUUAAAUCUUCACAAUUCGCAAGUUGAUAAACAGAUUUUUGCUUUGUUGUUUUGGAUAAUAUUUGUUAUAUGAAUGCAUGCUUAUCCAGCACUAUAAAUAGGUGGCUCUGCAUGGUUGCCUACCCGCACAGAACCAUAGCAGAGCAGUACUACAAGUAGUCACACAUACAUAGGGCACAUAGGAUAUACAAAUCAAAAUGAGCACACAACUUGUUAAGAUCGGGACAUGGGGUGGAAAUGGAGGAGGUCGUGUAGACCUAUCUGUACUCCCAAGGAGCUUGAAAAGUGUGACAAUCCGUAGUGGUGCAGCCAUUGAUACUAGGGGCAGGAGCGCGCAAAGCGCGCUGCACUUGUGGAGUUGGAAGUUUUUUCAUCGUUUAUAUGUAUAGGAAUAUAGAUAGUGUAGUGUAUUUCAAAAAUCUUUCCAUCCCAUAGGAUUGAGGCAAUGGAGUUUACUUGUUUCAAUAAUUUGUGCUAUUUAUCAUGUAAUCCCUCCGUUUCACAAUGUAAAUCAUUCUAGUAUUUUCCAUAUUCAUGUUGAUGUUAAUGAAUCUAGAUAGAUAUAUAUGUCUAGAUUCAUUAACAUCAAUAUGAAUGUGGGAAAUGCUAGAAUGACUUACAUUGUGAAACGAAGGAAGUAGUAUAUUGUAUGGUUCGAUAUAGCUGUAGUAGAUAAAAAAUGUUUGCGUAUAAUGGUGCAUUUGAUAUGAAGGAGACAUGUUUAGGUAGUACGCAGCCAUAACUAUAUUGGGUUCCAUAUAAGUAGUAGCUGUUUGAACAGCAUUUCACAGCAUAGAAGGUGGCAAGGUAAAUAUAACAUUACUUAUUUACAAUGAUAAUCAUGACCUAGGGGUCAUGAACAAAAAGGCUUGCUUCUUAGCCUCCUCUGGGCUUGCAGCUAACUUGUUGCUUCUACACUUCUAGCUUGGGUGGUUCGUUCUGUACAUAUACACAAAAGGCUUGCUGAUGGACUGCAUAUAUCCAUAUCAUUCACUGCAGGAAUGAAUGAUGAGUUUAGAAAUUUAGUGAAGUUUACUAAAGAAUUGAUGUGUAUGUGUGGAGAGGUGAGCUGAGUUAUUCAGAAUUAACCUGUCAGUGGGUUUCUUCUGGGUACUAUCCUUGAACAAUUUUUUUUGGCAAUUGUGGUGGUUUCUGCAGGUCUAGCUCUGUUCAUUAUAAGGAUAUGUCAAAUACAAUGUGUGCAAGAAAUGUUUAUUAUUGUAACUUUGAACUGAAAGUUUUACAGACCUUUUUUUGGGUGUGCUCUUUGGCGCCAGUGAAGGAUCUGCCUGUGGAGACUCAUCUGGAGAUUCAGUGGUGACCUUUGCCUUGUAGAAGAAGUAUUUUUUUUCAGAAAUUGAUGGAUUAGGUUAUGAAAAGAAAGAGCAGGAAUACCUUAUCCGAAGUAUCAUGGGGAACAAUUGCAAUUAAAGAUGCACUUUGUGAGAUC